Molecule: messenger RNA, 3295 nt
Organism: Boleophthalmus pectinirostris (great blue-spotted mudskipper)
Lineage: Eukaryota; Metazoa; Chordata; Actinopteri; Gobiiformes; Gobiidae
Gene: exd2
Product: exonuclease 3'-5' domain containing 2
Biological process (GO): nucleobase-containing compound metabolic process
Cellular component (GO): cytoplasm; nucleus
Molecular function (GO): nucleic acid binding; 3'-5' exonuclease activity
Source: RefSeq, a predicted model, not a curated record
UCUAAGAUCUAAACUAUUGCAGCCUUAGCGAUUUGAUAAUUGCACCAACUCAAAUUCUAAUUUCGAUUUGAUUGUACUAUGUGGUGCAUGUUUAGAUAUGCAGUUUGAAAUGUAAAUUCCAGCUCGAUUUUUGCUGAAGAUAUUUAGCAGAAAGCAUAAUCCAUUAAACACACAAGCCUCCGACCACCAGAGGGCGCCCCGUUCGGAGGAGAAUGCCGGGUGCAGCUGUGUGUUAUAAAUACAGGCCGGAAGACAUGGAGCAGCCAGGACAAACAAGUGGUGUGAUAAACCUGUGUGGUUUUGGAUAAUAACGCAAAGAGAAAUGCUGUUCUUGUCCAUGCUACAAAUCAACACUAAAGUUUAAUUCACACACUGACGCACAAAAGCACUUUCUAUUCUGCUGACAACCCUAAAAGCAGUCAGCAUGUCUCAUCGUGGAACCCUUACUGCGGUUGUGACCACAGUUUUGGGGGUAACUCUUGGGGGGCUGUUGGCGUGGAGAGUUUACCGCACUAAAAGAAGGAGGCUGCCUUUCAAUCAGAAGGCGGCUAAACCUGUAGAACUGCCCCACUGUCCCACUAACACAGACUUGACUCCUGCGGAGGUCACUACAUCUCCCAAAUGUUUAGAAGAGGAAGUGAAGGCAGUGGAGUCCCAGCCCACCCUAGCGCCCCCCACAGUUUUGUUACCGUCGUGUGAACAGGUGUUAUGUGUGAAUCCGGUCACAGUGAGCUCAGAGGAGGAAUGGGAGCAGCUGUGGUCCCCCUUUCAGGAGGAGCUGUCGGACUUCCCCGUGCUGGGAUUGGACUGUGAAUGGGUUUCAGUGAAGGGCAAAGCAUCGGCCGUGUCCCUCCUGCAGAUGGCGUCGUACUCUGGUCGGUGCAUUCUGGUGAAACUGCUCCACUUUCGAAACUCUCAGCAGCCCCUCCCCCUCGGCCUGAUCCAAGUGCUUCGGGACCCUCAUAUCCUUAAAGUCGGAGUGGGAUGUUACGAAGAUGGCAAGCGGCUAACACGAGACUACGGUCUGUCGCUAACGUGUACGGUCGACCUUCGUUACCUUGCCCUGAGACAGAAGAAGGCUACAGUGAACAAUGGUCUGAGCCUGAAGUCUCUGGCUGCAGAUCUGUUGGAUGUAACUCUAGACAAGUCUCUAGAGCUUCGCUGCAGCGACUGGGAGGCAGACCACCUCACACCAGAGCAGAUGUGUUACGCUGCCAGAGAUGCACAGGUCUCCAUCGCACUCUUCUUCUGCCUCCUCGGUCUUCAGUCUGAGGGGGGUCCAGUCUCGCCCAGUGGGAGCUCUUAUGCAGAGCUGGUGUCCCGCUGCCAGGGACUGGUGGACGUCCCGUUCCGAGGCCGAGGGGAUGGAGAGGACAAACCUGUCGACGGAGAGCGGAAGCGGAAAACCAUUCGGAAACCCACAGCCUUCAUAAGCCCAGAGUCUGGAGAUCAACAAGUCCCAGACCCUCGACGCAAUAACAAGAGGAAACCACUGGGAGUAGGCUACUCUGCCAGGAAGUCCCCUCUGUAUGAUAACUGCUUCCUGCAUGCUCCGGAUGGACAGCCGCUGUGCACCUGUGACAAGAAGAAAGCCAAAUGGUACCUGGACAAAGGGAUCGGAGUUCUGGUGAGUGAAAACCCCUUCAUAGUGAGGCUACUGUUUGAGCCGUCAGGACGUCCUGACUCACAGCAGGACUACUACCUGACUGCCAAGGAGAAUCUCUGUGUGGUCUGUGGAAAAGCAGACUCCUACAUUAGGAAGAACAUAGUGCCGCACGAGUACAGGCGACAUUUCCCUACCGAGAUGAAGGACCAUAACUCCCACGACAUCCUGCUGCUGUGCACGAGCUGUCACGCCGCCUCCAACGUGCACGAUGGCUUCCUAAAGCAGCAGCUGGCCGAUGAAUUCUCCGCCCCCCAGGGCUGUGAGGAGGGGGUCCGGCUCCAUGAGGACACGGACCGUCGCAAGGUCCGAUCUGCUGCCCGGGCUCUACUUAGCGCUGGGGAUGGUCUGCCUGAGUCCAGGAGGGUGGAGCUAGAGGAGAUGAUCAAGAACUACCUGAACAUGAAUCACGAUGAACCACUGACUGUAGAGACUGUCAACCAGGCCGCCAGUCUGGAGACCAGGAUCUUUAAUGAAGCGUACAUCCCCCAUGGUCUGAAGGUGGUCCGGGCUCACGCAGAGCAGGGUCUGAGGGGCCUGAUGGAGCUGGAGCGGCGCUGGCGGCAACACUUCCUCAGUAGCAUGAGACCCAAGCACCUGCCCCCCCCUUGGUCUGUGGAUCACAACCACAGCAAGUUCCUGCGUAAAUAUGGAGCCGAUAUCCCCAUCAAACUCAACUGAGAGUCUGCUCAUUUAAACCCAGGACCUACAAAAUGGACCUAACAAGACUGAGAGGGCUAUGAACCACCUGUCACAAACCUGGACCUCAAUAUGAGACUGUUGGACCACUAAAAAUAAUGUGAGAAGCAGUGAUGCAUUUCUGCUUUAAUGGACUAAAAUCUGUGUCGAAUUUGAAGUUGGAACUCUUGACACUUUUUUAUGAACACUAAAAUUAUUUAUAAAAAAAAGUAUUUGAUGUAAUUUAAUACUGCCUUUUUUAAAUAUAAGCUGCUACCUGCUUGGACUUCCCUUUUCCCUUAACUUCUGGACUUAAGCGCAGGUCUGCAGCUGGAAAGAUCAAAUCAUUUGCUUAGUUUGCAGAUAUAAGGUUGUUUCUAAUUGCCUUUUAAUGAAGUGCUCCCCCUGCUGGUGUGAUUUGUAAGUUUUAUGGAUGGCUUGUCACCUCAGUGCUGAACUCAUUUUUGCUCUAUUCCACUAAAAGAUGUGCUCUGGUCUUUUGCUCUUUCUUCAUUGUAAGCUAUCCAUGCAGUUCUUUUUACAGGGAGAGACUGACACUGAAGUUGGCUUGUAUCAUUGACCACAUAAGUCCCAUUGCCUGCACCCCUAUUCUUAUGGGAUCUCCUAUGGCUCAUGUUUUAAUGUGCCUCUUAAACCCCAUAACUAAGGGAGUACAAAGCAGUGGGACCCUCUUGUUUCAGUAAUCGCUUUCAAUGCAAUUUUGUCUUAAAAUGUAAAAAAACAAAAACAAAAAAAAACAACAAAGCUGUAAAUUCAAUAUUUAAGAUGCCAACUUUGUGGUUUUGAAAAUGCAUAACUUUGCCGGGCUGCAUUUCCUUGUGAUCAUUCAAAUUGUACUACUGUGAAUCGCUGCCCUGUUCAUUUGUCUGAACUAGAGCAGUUUUGUUUAUAAACGAAUGAUUUGAAAAUAAUAAAGUCAUGUUUGUAAUAUUC